Messenger RNA from Triticum urartu, 1909 nucleotides. It is a transcript of the gene STRS1, whose product is annotated as DEA(D/H)-box RNA helicase family protein. The record is from RefSeq and is a predicted model, not a curated record. Gene Ontology annotation, molecular function: nucleic acid binding; ATP binding. NCBI's taxonomy places the organism in Eukaryota, Viridiplantae, Streptophyta, Magnoliopsida, Poales, Poaceae.
AGUGCCCUAAAAUCAACCUCCCCCCGGCCUUCCUUUCUCUUCCACGAACCCCGGCUCUUCCCUCGUCCACCGCCGCCGCCGCCGCCGCCGCCGCCAUGGACCCCAAACUCCUCUCUACGCAGGAGGAACCAUCCAACGAGAGAAAGAAGGAUAAAAAGAGCAAGAAGAAGGAGAAGAAGCCGAAGUCAGCGGCCGAGGCCGAGGCCGAGGAGGUAGCGGCGGAACAGGAGGAACUAUCCAACAAGAGAAAGAAGGAUAAAAAGAGCAAGGACAAGAAGCGGAAGCUAGCGGCAGAGGCCGAGGAGGCAGCGGCGGAAGAAGAGGCCAAGAGCAGCAAGAAGAGAGGGGUGGCCACAGAGGAACCGGACCAAGGAGGGGCCGUGGAGAAGAGCGUGGCGGUGACUGGGAAGGGGUUCGCGGACCCCAAGUAUGCGCCGCUCAACUCCUUCGCCGCCGCGGCGCUGCCAACCCAGGUGCUCGACUGCUGCAAGGGGUUCGACCGGCCGUCACCCAUCCAGGCGCUAGCCUGGCCGUAUCUCCUCGAUGGCCGCGAUUUCAUUGGCAUCGCUGCCACCGGAUCUGGGAAGACUAUUGCGUUUGGUGUGCCGGCGCUGAUGCACGUCAGGAAGAAGCUGAGUGAAAAAGGCGCCAAGAAGGGGUUGCCGCGAUGCCUCAUGCUGGCUCCAACAAGGGAGCUUGCUCAGCAGAUCGCAGAUGUACUUACUGAAGCUGGUGCGCCAUGCGGGAUAAAUUCAGUGUGCCUCUAUGGUGGAACAUCAAAAGGACCCCAAAUAUCUUCCCUUAAAUCUGGAGUUGAAAUAGUCAUAGGAACUCCUGGUCGUAUGAAAGACCUCAUUGAAAUGGGUGUUUGUCGUCUUAACGAGGUUUCUUUUGUGGUUCUUGAUGAAGCAGAUCGGAUGCUGGAUAUGGGUUUUGAACCUGAGGUCAGGGCGAUUUUAAGCCAAACAUCAUCGGUGCGUCAGAUGGUUAUGUUCAGUGCAACAUGGCCUUUUGCUGUCCACCAGCUAGCUCAAGAGUUUAUGGAUCCGAAUCCAAUAAAGGUUGUUGUUGGAUCGGAAGAUCUCGCAGCUAAUCAUGAUGUGAUGCAAAUUGUUGAAGUAUUGGAUGAUAGAGCACGGGAUUCAAGAUUAGUUGCUUUGCUCGACAAGUAUCAUCGAGCACAGAGCAACCGGGUUUUAGUUUUUGUGUUGUACAAGAAAGAAGCUGGGCGAGUAGAAGCAAUGCUUAAUAAAAGGGGGUGGAAAGCUGUUUCUGUCCAUGGAGACAAGGCUCAGCAUGAUAGAACAAAAGCCUUAUCUUUAUUUAAAGAAGGAAAAUGUCCUUUAAUGAUUGCGACGGAUGUGGCUUCACGAGGACUUGACAUUCCUGAUGUUGAAGUUGUCAUCAAUUAUAGUUUUCCUUUGACCACGGAGGAUUAUGUACACAGGAUUGGAAGGACAGGUCGUGCAGGCAAGAAAGGUGUUGCACAUACAUUCUUCACUCAAGCGGACAAGGGACUUGCUGGUGAGCUUGUCAAUGUUUUACGGGAGGCUGAUCAGGUUGUUCCUCCAGCCCUUACGAAAUUUGGCACACAUGUGAAGAAAAAGGAAUCAAAGAUCUAUGGUUCCCACUUCAAGGAAAUCACAGCAGAUGCUCCUAAAUCAACAAAGAUCACAUUCGGUGAUUCAGACGAGGAGUAACUAACUUACUUUGCUGGUGUUGGUCAUACAACAGUAGAAAAUUCAUCCGAUACCGUAGUAUCAUUUAGAUUUAGGUCAAUCCUUUACUUGUUUUCCUGAGGGUGGUUUCUAUGUUCUUUUUGGAAGUGAAGAAAAAACAGUAAAGCUUGAAAUGUACCAAAACAGUAUCGGCAGCCUAUUAUGUCACAAGCUAGUGAUUCCGUGGUGCA